This is a messenger RNA of Stylonychia lemnae, 1638 nucleotides long. Lineage: Eukaryota; Ciliophora; Spirotrichea; Sporadotrichida; Oxytrichidae. The record is from the annotation of a GenBank genome assembly.
AUGGCAUCAUAAUCAAAUGAAGAGUGGGAGAUCAUAUGCUCAGAUGCUCUACUUAAGGGUCAGAAGAUAUGCUAGAUUCCUUAUUACUAUCAAGGUUCAUUUUUAUGUCAAGCUUGUAGUCAGCUGUGUAAAAGUGAUAUAUCUGGUAUAAAGAAAACUGAGCAUUAUUUCUUCCCAUUCUAGUGCUAAUGCCAAUUCAUUGACGGUGAAUGCUUGUUCAAAGAAAGAAUUUAAGAUCCAGUUUUGACUCAAGAGGACAUCGAUCUCAGAUAGGCUUUGGUUACAGGAAUGGAUUAAGCAAUAGAUAAACUAACCACAGUAGAUGUGAAGCCAAACAUGCUGCAGUAACAAAGAUUUUCUCAUUCUUUGGAGGAUAGCAUAGAAAAGGUUUACUUAUAUGAGGAUGAGUUACUCUAAUCCAUAUGUCUCUCACUUAUACCUCAGGAAGUGCAAGAGACUUAGGAAUAAGUUGCCUAGCUAAAGGGUUUAUUGAAGUGGUUUAAGUCUGACUUCUUCACUUGGUGUGACUAGCCAAAGUGUACAAAAUGUGGUAGCAAUAAGAAUGUAGUUGGAACUGGAAAUGGGUAGCCCACAGCAGAGGAGAGAUCUGACGGCCACGCAGGGAAUGUUGAACUCUAUACCUGUAAUAAAUGCAAUAUACCCUUGAGAUUCCCAAGAUACAACCAUCCGCUGAAACUAUUAGAGACUAGAACAGGCAGAUGCGGUGAAUGGGCUAAUGCGUUUACGGCUGUAUGUAGAGCAUUAGGACAUGAGGCACGUUUCGUAUUAGACUGGACUGAUCACGUUUGGACUGAAUGCUACAUCAAGUCUACUUAGCGAUGGACUCAUUUAGACUCUUGUGAAAAUGCUUUUGACACUCCUUUGAUUUACGAAGGUGGUUGGGGUAAAAAGUUAUCUUAUGUGAUAGCGUUUUCAAAGGAUGAGGUAGUAGAUGUAACUAAGAGAUACGUUUUGAAUAAGAUGAUGAAUAGAAUGAGAAGGACGCUAGUUCCUGAAAGUUGGCUAUAACAGACUAUUGAAACUAUGAGAGAUAGAAUGUGGGCGAUGCAAGACAACGCCAGAAAGAUGGAACUUAGACUAAGGUUCAGUCAAGAACAGUUUUAGCUUCUAUCUGGAAUUAAAGAAGUCAAAGAGGAUGAAAAUGUACCAAGACAAUCAGGCUCAAUGGAAUGGAGACAAUCAAGAGGGGAAAUGGGUUCCUCAGAUUCUCCAGCUCAAAUUUAAUAGCAGUAGUAGCAUGAACAGCCACAGCAGAAGCAAUAGCAGCAAAUUUAACCCUAAACUUAGAUCUAGCCAUAAUAGAAAUAAACUAUUCAGUCAGUAAUGAAGGAAAAGCAUGAUUAGCAAUAGUAAAAACAAGUAGAGGAAUAGAAGUAUUAGUCUAUGGUGCAUGAAAUGACUGAGCAGGAGAAAUAUGAUCUCUAGUAAAAAUUGAAGUUGGAUGUGAAGCAGCUUUUCCAGCAAAUGACUCUAGGAUGUCCAAACAAAAAUUGUAAUAACAAGGAGUUCUGUGGUAAUGCGAAUUAAAGCUUAAAAGCAUAGGAAGCUACAUCCAGACUCCAACUUGUAAUGCAAAAGAUAAAGAGCGGCUAAUACAAGUUUUGUAACUCAUCUUGA